UACUGCGCAGUGCGGAGUAAGAACUGCGCAGGUACAAGUUAAGAGAUCGGGCCGAUCCGUCGAUCCGACGGUCGUAGUCAGAGGUUAUCCCGACCUGCGUGUUUUCUGUUUAUUUCACUUUUAAUUAUUCAAAAUAUAGUUUUUAUGUAAUUAUGCUGUCAACAAAACUGUUCGGUUGCAUUAAACUUAGCGGUUCGUCGCUGCCGAGGAGUUACGCGACGGUAGCCGUCCCGCUCACAACGUCGAAAAAGAAAAAAUUGUCCAAAGGAGGAAGUAUGAUGGAGAAACGGAUUCUGCCCGUGGAAACGGACGCAAAGAAGUUAACCAGCUUGCUCUGCGGUAGCAACAUCCUCAAAGAAGGCCAGGACAUCGAGCUAAAACCCGACUCAGAAUACCCGGACUGGCUGUGGAAGCUCAACACCGGCAAACCGCCACCACUCGAGGAGAUGGACCCAGAAACGAAAGAAUACUGGUUUAAAGUGAGAAAAAUGGCCAUCGUCAAGCACAACAAACUGAUGAAAUUAAAACAGUUCUAAACUGAACACUGCUGCCUUAUAUUAGUUACGUGUAAAUAUUUUGUCAAAUACAUGUUUUAUUUUGAAU
This is a messenger RNA of Cimex lectularius (bed bug), 603 nucleotides long. It is a transcript of the gene mRpL54, whose product is annotated as 39S ribosomal protein L54, mitochondrial. Lineage: Eukaryota; Metazoa; Arthropoda; Insecta; Hemiptera; Cimicidae. Gene Ontology annotation, cellular component: mitochondrial large ribosomal subunit. The transcript has a single exon. Gene Ontology annotation, molecular function: structural constituent of ribosome. The record is from RefSeq and is a predicted model, not a curated record. The coding region runs from base 153 to 536 and encodes 127 amino acids.